GAGGUGAAGCUUUAAACUUCAGACUUGGAGGUGGGCUGUGUGCAGUAAACUGGAAUGCUCUCCCUGGCUCACUCAGCGCAGGGGUGAUGUGAAGCAGGGCAAGCUUAGGCUGCAGCUGCCGUUGGCUUUGUGUGGACUGAACGCUGUGUUUGGGAGACGAGGGAGGAUUAUUACUCCAAUUCACAGUCAAUUGGAAUUACAGCUACAGCAGACGUGUACAUAAGAUUGCUAUUUCUCAUCUUCCUGGAGAUGCUCAAUACCAGUAUAUUUUAAGGAAGAAAACUAUAAAGAAAAUUUAGUAUGCUUCUUUUUCUUUCCAUGAAGAAUAUAUGAAUUGUUUUCUUACCUCUUAAAAGAGAAUACAUGUUCUUGUAUAACGUGACUGCACCAGAAAUUCUGAGAAAACAGCAAGAAGCAAAAGCUGAAAAUAGCUAUUUCACAGCAGGGCUCUGAAGUAACAGAAAAUCUUUGUGUAAAGACCUCAACAUUGCUGACCAUGAUCAGCCCAGCCUGGAGCCUCUUCCUCAUUGGGACUAAAAUUGGGCUGUUUCUUCAAGUGGCACCUCUAUCAGUCAUGGCUAAAUCCUGUCCAUCUGUGUGCCGCUGUGAUGCGGGUUUCAUUUACUGCAAUGAUCGUUUUCUGACAUCCAUUCCAACAGGAAUACCAGAGGAUGCUACAACUCUCUACCUUCAGAACAACCAAAUAAAUAAUGCUGGGAUUCCUUCAGAUUUGAAAAACUUGCUGAAAGUAGAAAGAAUAUACCUAUACCACAACAGUUUAGAUGAAUUUCCUACCAACCUCCCAAAGUAUGUAAAAGAGUUACAUUUGCAAGAAAAUAACAUAAGAACCAUCACUUAUGAUUCUCUUUCAAAAAUUCCAUAUCUGGAAGAACUGCAUUUAGAUGAUAACUCUGUCUCUGCUGUUAGCAUUGAAGAGGGUGCAUUCCGAGACAGUAACUAUCUCCGACUGCUUUUCCUAUCCCGCAAUCACCUUAGCACAAUUCCCUGGGGUUUGCCCAGGACUAUAGAGGAACUACGCUUGGAUGAUAACCGCAUAUCCACUAUUUCAUCACCAUCUCUUCAAGGUCUCACUAGCCUAAAACGUCUGGUGUUGGAUGGAAAUCUGUUGAACAACCAUGGUUUAGGUGACAAAGUUUUCUUCAACCUAGUUAACUUAACAGAACUGUCACUGGUACGGAAUUCCUUGACUGCUGCACCAGUAAACCUUCCAGGCACAAACCUACGGAGGCUUUACCUUCAAGAUAACCACAUCAACCGGGUGCCCCCAAAUGCUUUUUCUUACCUAAGGCAGCUGUACCGACUUGAUAUGUCCAACAAUAACCUAAGUAAUUUACCUCAGGGUAUCUUUGAUGAUUUGGACAAUAUAACCCAAUUGAUUCUUCGCAACAAUCCCUGGUAUUGUGGGUGCAAGAUGAAAUGGGUACGCGACUGGUUACAGUCACUACCUGUGAAGGUCAAUGUGCGUGGGCUCAUGUGCCAAGCUCCCGAGAAAGUUCGUGGAAUGGCUAUCAAGGACCUCAAUGCAGAACUGUUUGAUUGUAAAGACAGUGGGAUUGUAAGCACGAUUCAGAUAACCACUGCAAUACCCAACACAGUGUAUCCUGCUCAAGGACAGUGGCCAGCUCCAGUGACCAAACAACCGGAUAUUAAGAACCCCAAGCUCACUAAGGAUCAGCGAACUACAGGGAGUCCCUCAAGAAAAACUAUUAUAAUUACUGUGAAAUCUGUCACCUCUGACACAAUUCAUAUCUCCUGGAAACUUGCUCUACCUAUGACUGCUUUAAGACUCAGCUGGCUUAAGCUGGGCCAUAGCCCAGCAUUUGGAUCUAUAACAGAAACAAUCGUAACAGGAGAACGCAGUGAAUACUUGGUAACAGCCCUGGAGCCUGACUCACCCUAUAGAGUAUGCAUGGUUCCCAUGGAAACCAGUAACCUCUACUUAUUUGAUGAAACUCCUGUUUGUAUUGAGACUGAAACUGCACCCCUUCGAAUGUACAAUCCUACAACCACACUCAAUAGAGAGCAAGAGAAAGAACCUUACAAAAACCCCAAUUUACCUUUGGCUGCCAUCAUUGGUGGGGCUGUGGCCCUGGUGACAAUUGCCCUUCUUGCUCUAGUAUGUUGGUAUGUUCAUAGAAAUGGGUCACUCUUCUCAAGGAACUGUGCUUACAGCAAAGGGAGGAGAAGAAAGGAUGACUAUGCAGAAGCUGGCACUAAGAAAGACAACUCUAUCCUGGAAAUCAGGGAGACUUCUUUUCAGAUGUUACCAAUAAGCAAUGAACCCAUUUCAAAGGAGGAGUUUGUAAUACACACCAUAUUUCCUCCUAAUGGAAUGAAUCUGUACAAAAACAAUCACAGUGAAAGCAGUAGUAACCGAAGCUAUAGAGACAGUGGUAUUCCAGACUCAGAUCACUCACACUCAUGAUGCUGCAGGACCUGCAGCAGACUGUGCUUCAGGGUUUUUAAAACCUAAAGGAGAUGAUGGUAGGAACCCUGUUCUACUGCAAAACACUGGAAAAAAAAUAAGACUGAGAAAGCAAUGUACUGUACAUUUGCCAUAUAAUUUAUAUUUAAGAACUUUUUAUUAAAAGUUUCAAAUUUCAGGUUACUGCUGCGAUUGAAGUAGUGGAGAUGCCUGAACACAAUACUAUAUUUUAGUAUUUUUUAGUAAUUUGUACUGUAUUUUCCUUGCAAAUAUUGAAGUUAUAAACCAUUUACUUUGUGUUCUACUGAGUAAGAUGACUUGUUGACUGUGAAAGUGAAUUUUCUUGCUGUGUUGAACAAUCAGGACUGCAUUCACAUGAGAUCCUUGUAGUAUAAGCACAGGCCAUUUUUCAUUUUGGUAUUAAUAAAAUGUAAAAAUAAAAACUGGCUGAAUGAGAAAAAUUAAAUCUCAAAAUAGUUAUGAAAUACUGUUUCAAUUAUUAAAUUUGUAUUAUCCCAGUGGUAGUCAAUAAAUCAAAAUAUGUGAAGUAAUGGGCAAUAUCAAACUUGCUGCAUAUCUCCAUUUUUACUCUAGGCAAAUUAAGUAUCCUUAAGUUAAGCAUAUCUUCUAACUGAAUAUAUCAACUGGCAUAAAAACAAUGUGAAGUCUGCUGUUACAGUCAUUGUCAACAAAGCUUUAAGAAUAAAGGACUUCACAAAAACAAUAAUAUAAAUGUGCUUCUAAGUUAGGGGGGGAAAUCUAUACUUAAAAGAAAUGAAAACUUAGACUUAUAUAGUGCAAUAAACACAAAUACUAGAAUUGCAUUUUGAUUUUGCCUGUACCAUCCUAAUUUUUGAAAAUUGAAUUCUAAACAAAAAUUGUUAGGGUUUAUGAUGUUUUUAUCAUAACAGAUGUCAAAGAAAAAUUUUAUGCAUAUUAAAAAGAUAGCAUAACCAUAAGUGAUUCCCCUCAGCAAUCCAGAGAAAGUAGAACUUUAAAUAAGGGAGAAUUUAAAAGAAAAAUAAACACUAGAAAUCAAAUUUAGAUCUGGUCUAUGUGAAAUGUUUUAACACUGUACAUAAAUGUCCAAUUUACUUUCACAAUGAUCAAGAAUACUGCCCAUUACUGUCACAGUUUUCCAGAUAUUACAUAAUAAACUUGUAAUGUAACAUUUCUUUCUAGCUUCCUACUGAAUUGUGAGCUAUUACUUGUUUAAAAAACCAUAUCAUUUUUUGUUGCCAUGAUUUUUUUUCAAUGAAAAACCAAAGUGCAUUGUACGCCCUUUGGCCAGUCUUGUAUGUGCCUUGAUCCAACGCUACAUGUAUUCAGCUUUUAAAACUCGACAAAUUUUUCAUACUUACUUAAAUAUGAAAAAUUAUGGUCUUAUCGCUGAAUAAAACUUAAGAAAAAAGUACAGAAUAAUUGUGCUUGCUUUUGGGAUUAUGUUACUAUCACUAAAGUAGCAAAUUGGCCAGCACAUUAGUCCUAAACACCCCAUGUAUUUUUCUAGGCAUAAAAAUAAAAGUUGGCUACAAAUAAAAAAAUA
Messenger RNA from Marmota monax (woodchuck), 3992 nucleotides. It is a transcript of the gene Flrt3, whose product is annotated as fibronectin leucine rich transmembrane protein 3. Gene Ontology annotation, molecular function: protein binding. The record is from RefSeq and is a predicted model, not a curated record. The coding region runs from base 497 to 2446 and encodes 649 amino acids. The transcript is spliced from 3 exons. NCBI's taxonomy places the organism in Eukaryota, Metazoa, Chordata, Mammalia, Rodentia, Sciuridae.